CGUAUAUUUUCUGGUAUUAUAUCAUGGACACACCGAUAGUUAAGUUGUCAGAUAAAGAUUUAGAAUCGGUUUAUGAACCUUCGGAAGAUUCCUUCCUGUUGAUAGAUGCCUUAGAGAAUGAUUUAGAGGUACUAAAAUCGUUAAGACCUGUGAUGUGCUUAGAGAUAGGUAGUGGGUCCGGCGUUGUGAUCACAGCACUGGCAAUGGCAUUGAGAAAUCAUUGCCAACCCUGUCAUUUAGCGAUCGAUAUUAAUUUCCAUGCGUGUGAAAUCUCAAAGAGAACUGCUAUACAAAAUUCGGUAGAUUUAGAUACUGUACAAAUGGACUUGUUAAGCUGUAUACGUGACGAUUGUAUUUUCGAUGUCAUCGUGUUCAAUCCCCCGUACGUAGUUACAAACGACGAUGAAAUCUCGAACGGAGAUGUCUUAUUCAAAGCUUGGGCAGGUGGUGCGAACGGUAGAAAAGUUAUGGAACGUGUGUUCCUUACAAUUCCUAAUAUUCUAUCUGACCUAGGAGUAUUUUACAUGUUAGUUAUCAAAGAGAACGAUCCGGAAUAUAUUUUACGCGUAUUUCGAAGUUUGAACAUGAUCGGAGAGAUAGUGAUCGAAAGGAGAAUCAGAGGGGAACAUUUGUAUAUACUACGUUUCAGAAAAGCGAAGUAGCUAAACAUCUACAACCAACAGUUAUUCUGUCGCUCGUUUGUGUAAAUAAGGAAUGAGAGGAUCGAUUGUGAUUUCUGUUUUGUAUAUAUUUUGCUAGU
Molecule: messenger RNA, 760 nt
Organism: Ceratina calcarata
Lineage: Eukaryota; Metazoa; Arthropoda; Insecta; Hymenoptera; Apidae
Gene: HemK2
Product: HemK methyltransferase 2
Exons: 1
Coding region: 24-662 (212 amino acids)
Biological process (GO): methylation
Cellular component (GO): eRF1 methyltransferase complex
Molecular function (GO): S-adenosylmethionine-dependent methyltransferase activity; protein methyltransferase activity; nucleic acid binding
Source: RefSeq, a predicted model, not a curated record